This is a messenger RNA of Dermatophagoides farinae (American house dust mite), 606 nucleotides long. The record is from RefSeq and is a predicted model, not a curated record. NCBI's taxonomy places the organism in Eukaryota, Metazoa, Arthropoda, Arachnida, Sarcoptiformes, Pyroglyphidae.
UCAUCGUCAUAAUAGUAAAUAUUCAAAAAUAUUCAAACAACAACAACAACAACAACAACAAUCAAUGGCCAAUACAAUAGUAAAACCAUUACCUGUAUCAGUGAAAAAAAUUUGGGAAGAAAAACAAAAAAUUUCUUUAUCACGUGAACGUCGUGCAACUAGAAUUCUAGGCAUUAUUAUGGGUGUAUUCGUUGCUUGUUGGCUUCCAUUCUUUUUGAUGUAUGUUAUAGUGCCUUUCUGUGAAUCCUGUCAAUUAUCACGUGAAACGGUCAAUUUUAUUACAUGGCUUGGAUAUAUGAAUUCGGCAAUAAAUCCACUCAUCUAUUGUGGAUUUAAUCGAGAUUUUCGUCGUGCAUUUCAAAAAAUUAUUCUAUGUAAAAAUGUUUAAGUUUGUAAUGACAGAAAUAUCUCUUUCACAAUUUAAGCUUCGUGUUUUCAUGUUCAUGUUCAUCGAUUUUUGUUGUUGUUAUUGUUGUUGCUUGCCAAAAGGCAUAAUAAAUUUUUUUUCUUCUGUAAAUUGAAUACAUAAAAAUUGUAUAAAAGCCCUUGAUUUAUCCAUCUAUAAAGUUCAAAAAUAUUUAUGGCCAAAGGAAAAAAAUGUUUCUG